UUGAUUUAGUAGACUGUCUUGGCUAGCCUGAAGAUGAUAAAUGAAGCAGCAGCGAGCUAGCCCCGCGAUAUUCGGGUUUUACCAUUGAACCACAACUUCUCCAGCACAUUUACCGACCACACUAGCACUAUAACUAGAUCGAUACAGCUUUAAAUCAAUUGGAUCAAAAUCUCGCGAUAGAUUACCACUGACGUUUCUUUGGCUUCGGAGGUGUGACAGUAUGGGGCUAUCAGCACGGUUUUUCAGCACCGGGAUACCUCUUGUGGUCGUCGCGUGUGUUCUUUUGCAGUACACGGAUUGUUACAUAUCUCGUCCGACUGCUACAAGCAAAACUUGCGUAUACUUUAACCCACUGUGUCGAAAGAAUUGCAAGAAGGUGGAAAUAUGCCCAAUAUACCAAGGCAAAGUGUCGCACUGCUUUGCGCUGUACAAGAACACAACACAAGGAGUUGAGUUCAUUCGCCAAGGUUGUUGGCUGCAGAAUAAAGCUUUCUGUCCCAUGUACCCAUUCUGCAUCAAUAACGACAUAAACAGCAAACAUGGCAUCGAGUUCUGCUGCUGUACUGGUGACGAGUGCAAUAGAAACCCGCUUCCCAAAUAGCAACGCAUUGACUGCUUGCCGAGGGUCCUGAGAAGCGUAGGAAAGUGUGCUUUUUAACAAAUAUAUGCCUUAUAGUCCAUGCACUGUAUAAAGUGCAUUUUUAUGUAUGAAUAAAUAUGCCCUUCUGUA
Molecule: messenger RNA, 730 nt
Organism: Nematostella vectensis (starlet sea anemone)
Lineage: Eukaryota; Metazoa; Cnidaria; Anthozoa; Actiniaria; Edwardsiidae
Product: activin receptor type-2A
Exons: 5
Coding region: 221-601 (126 amino acids)
Cellular component (GO): membrane
Molecular function (GO): transmembrane receptor protein serine/threonine kinase activity
Source: RefSeq, a predicted model, not a curated record